Messenger RNA from Rhipicephalus sanguineus (brown dog tick), 1693 nucleotides. RefSeq lists its product as uncharacterized. The transcript is spliced from 6 exons. Lineage: Eukaryota; Metazoa; Arthropoda; Arachnida; Ixodida; Ixodidae. Bases 1 to 1506 code for a protein of 501 amino acids. The record is from RefSeq and is a predicted model, not a curated record.
AUGCCGAAAGUAAGGCCGGCGAACCCAGCACGAUCAGAGAAAGCACCCGGAGCAUCUUACGAGAACUACGCAGUGCAGAGAGCGAGGCGGCGUCCGUUCCUGGUCCGGUUCUUACGCCGGGCGAUUACUCGGAAAGCCGUCGUGAGCGCUGUUCCUCUGAUCGUCAUCGUCCAGGUGCUGUACGUGGCCAAGGGCGAAAUGGGUGUCUUCAAAGUCAAGCACCGCACGAGCGUCAUCCAAGAUAGUCGAAGCUCCCGAGCUACGUUGCUAAACAACACGCAGCAGGAAAAGGAGCAGUUGAACCUGACCUCGUUGCCAAAUCCGGCGCCAUCUGCGAGGAGACAUCUGGUGACCAUGCUCUGCACCGUAGGGUCACGGUUACCACUAGGGGUGCCGGUUUACCCAGCGGACGGUGUCUGCACUUGGAUUGCCUAUACUCACGCUCGUUACGAUGGCAGCUCCGCAAUCCUCGUACCAGCAACCGAAGGCGCAGGAAGCCACCGCGCCUGGUUCUACUUCCGGCACAACGUGGGCGUGUACAACCGUACUCGCUUGCUUCCUUCCCUGGAGUGGGCGCACUUUCGGAAGACGCCGGGCGAGGAUCUGAACGGAUCCCAGGCGCGUUCACUGAAUCGGACGCUUGUCAACACUGGCAUGACGGGUUUGUCGAUGCUGAACGUGCUCGCUGACGUCAAAGACCUGCGGUCGCUGAGUCGCGCGUUGGCCACCAUGGCGCGCACGAACCAAGGCAUGUUCCUCGCUCUCGGCCUCCGCCUGAUGGGACUCCUGGACAGCACAGCUACCAGCAUCGUGCCCUCCGACGUCCUGGACGCCCUGCUGACACCGCUGAGUCUCUUCGUGCUUGAGACGCACCUCCCCGUUCCCGAAGAGACGUGCGUCACCGCUCCCUUGAUGCCCCUGUUUCCGUACGGCAGCCAGCCACGACCGACGCUCACGUUCCGCGGAGUCAAGGCGUUCUUCUCUCAGCCUGCCGUCAGGCUUAUACAUCCGAACGCCACGGGUCGCUGCGUGUCGUUUCUGUCUGGGGCCGUGCAGUUCCACGUAGUAGGCGGUAACGCUGCUUCCACCGACAACGCCUCGAACACCAUCGUGCCGACAAAGACGCGGGGACCUUCUCAACCCCGGCACUUGCACAGGCCUGGCGAGCCGUGCCACUCGUGGUCCCUGGUACCGGUGCAGUACGUCUGUGGUCAAACGCACGUGACGCACAUAACCGACGCUGUAGCUUGGUACGCCAGCUCGGAAGGCAAGUUUAUCGCCUACGACACAUGGGAAACCUUCUUUCGGAAGGCGCGACACGUUUUGAUGGACCACCUCGAAUCCGAGAUACCGACGUGCCUGGCAUUGUACUCGGUCGACCUGACGCCUCCCCGCUGGACCUGCGCGCCCUAUUUGCACAGCAGCAGGGGGCUGCUCUAUGUGGCCACAGCCCGUAUAUUGCCGACUAUCCGGGCUCCUCAAGUUCCCAACGUCUUCCAGGACUGAAGAAUUCGACGAAGUUGAUUUUAGUCUAGUUCUUGAGGCCCAGGACUAAUUUUGUUGUUAUCUAUUAUUCCAUUGAAUGGUAUGUAGUAUGUGCAAUCGGAGAACAAGUUUAUUGAGCAUGUCUUACCUUAUCACAAUUCAUGCCAACGUGUUUUCUGUACAGGCGCUGAGAAAGAUAGCAUACGUA